This is a messenger RNA of Oryzias melastigma (Indian medaka), 5921 nucleotides long. Its product is annotated as myosin heavy chain, fast skeletal muscle. The record is from RefSeq and is a predicted model, not a curated record. Gene Ontology annotation, molecular function: actin filament binding; cytoskeletal motor activity; ATP binding. Gene Ontology annotation, cellular component: myosin complex. Lineage: Eukaryota; Metazoa; Chordata; Actinopteri; Beloniformes; Adrianichthyidae.
UUCAGUGAACUCUAAAUUACAAAAUUAUCAUUGAACUUGUAAUCUAAGCAGAUUUGUUGUUUCAGAACCCUCACAAGACCAUCAAAGGCUUUUUUUCUGGACAGAGGGGAGGAGUAAAGAGUCAUCAUGAGUGGGGACGCGGAAAUGGAGUGUUUUGGCGCGGCGGCCAUUUACCUCCGCAAGCCGGAAAAGGAGAGAAUUGAGGCUCAAAACACCCCGUUUGAUGCCAAAACUGCAUAUUAUGUGACUGAACCCGCCGAGAUGUACCUCAAGGGAAAACUGAUCAAGAGGGAAGGUGGCAAAGCCACAGUGGAGACGCUGUGUGGGAAGACUCUCACGGUGAAGGAAGAUGAAAUCUUCCCCAUGAACCCCCCAAAGUUUGACAAGAUUGAGGACAUGGCCAUGAUGACCCACCUCAACGAGCCUACUGUGCUGUAUAACCUCAAAGAGCGUUAUGCAGCAUGGAUGAUCUAUACCUACUCAGGGCUGUUCUGCGUCACUGUGAACCCCUACAAGUGGCUGCCAGUGUAUGAUUCAUCUGUAGUGGCAGCAUACAGAGGAAAGAAGAGGAUUGAGGCUCCGCCCCACAUCUUCUCCAUCUCUGAUAAUGCCUAUCAGUUCAUGCUGCAAGACAGAGAAAACCAGUCCAUCCUGAUUACCGGAGAAUCUGGAGCAGGAAAAACUGUCAACACCAAACGUGUCAUCCAGUACUUUGCGACAAUCGCAGCAGUUGGUGGAAGCAAGAAAGCUGAGCCUGUUCCUGGCAAAAUGCAGGGGACACUGGAAGAUCAAAUCAUUGCAGCAAAUCCACUGCUGGAAGCUUACGGCAACGCCAAGACUGUGAGAAAUGACAAUUCCUCACGAUUUGGUAAAUUUAUCAGAAUUCACUUUGGGUCGACUGGAAAGCUCGCUUCUGCAGAUAUUGAAACGUAUCUGCUAGAGAAAUCUCGAGUGACAUUCCAGCUGUCUGCUGAGAGGAGCUACCACAUCUUCUAUCAGCUCCAAACGGGACACAAACCUGAGCUAAUAGAGGCUCUCCUCAUCACCACCAACCCGUACGACUAUCCCAUGAUCAGCCAGGGAGAAAUCACAGUCAAAAGUAUCAAUGACGUUGAAGAAUUCAUUGCGACUGAUACUGCCAUCGACAUCCUGGGAUUCACUGCAGAGGAGAAGAUGAGCAUUUACAAGCUGACUGGAGCUGUGAUGCAUCAUGGGAGCAUGAAGUUCAAGCAGAAGCAGCGUGAGGAGCAGGCUGAGCCUGAUGGCACUGAAGUUGCAGAUAAAAUCGCAUACCUGAUGGGCCUGAACUCAGCCGACCUGCUGAAGGCUCUGUGCUACCCGAGAGUCAAAGUGGGAAAUGAGUUUGUGACGAAGGGUCAGACCGUCCCACAGGUCAACAACGCUGUGUCGGCUCUCUGCAAGUCUGUCUAUGAGAAAAUGUUCUUGUGGAUGGUGGUCAGAAUCAAUGAGAUGCUGGAUACCAAGCAGCCCAGAAGCUUCUUCAUUGGCGUCUUGGACAUUGCUGGCUUUGAAAUCUUUGAUUACAACAGCUUGGAGCAGCUGUGCAUCAACUUCACCAACGAAAAACUGCAACAGUUCUUCAACCAUCACAUGUUCGUCCUGGAGCAAGAAGAGUAUAAGAAAGAGGGAAUUGAAUGGGAGUUCAUUGACUUUGGCAUGGACUUGGCUGCUUGCAUUGAGCUUAUUGAGAAGCCAAUGGGCAUCUUCUCCAUCCUGGAAGAGGAGUGUAUGUUCCCUAAGGCAACAGACACGACCUUCAAGAGCAAACUGUACGACCAGCAUCUGGGAAAAAGUGCUCCAUUCCAGAAACCCAAACCCGCCAAAGGCAAAGCUGAGGCCCAUUUCUCUCUGGUCCACUACGCUGGCACUGUGGACUAUAAUGUCACGGGCUGGCUGGACAAGAACAAGGACCCUCUGAACGACUCUGUGGUCCAGCUCUACCAGAAGGCUUCCACCAAACUCCUGGCUCACCUUUAUGCCACACAUGCCUCUGUUGAUGCUGAGAGUGGAGGUGGAAAGAAAGCUGGAAAGAAGAAGGGUGGCUCAUUCCAGACAGUGUCUGCAUUGUUCAGGGAGAAUCUGGGCAAGCUGAUGACGAACCUGAGGAGCACUCAUCCACAUUUUGUGCGCUGUUUGAUUCCAAAUGAAUCAAAGACUCCAGGUCUCAUGGAGAACUUCCUGGUCAUUCACCAGCUGAGGUGUAACGGCGUGCUGGAGGGCAUCAGGAUCUGCAGGAAAGGCUUCCCCAGCAGAAUCCUCUAUGGUGACUUCAAGCAGAGAUACAAAGUAUUGAAUGCCAGCGUCAUCCCUGAGGGGCAAUUUAUCGACAACAAGAAGGCCUCAGAGAAACUCUUGGGCUCCAUUGAAGUUGAUCACACUCAGUACAAAUUCGGACACACUAAGGUGUUCUUCAAAGCUGGUUUGCUUGGAACUCUGGAGGAGAUGAGAGACGAGAAACUGGCAGAGCUGGUCACAAUGACUCAAGCUCUCUGCAGAGGAUUUCUCAUGAGACGCGAGUUUGUCAAGAUGAUGGAAAGACGGGAUGCGAUUUACUCCAUCCAGUACAACAUUCGAGCAUUCAUGAAUGUCAAAACUUGGCCAUGGAUGAAACUGUAUUUCAAGAUCAAGCCUCUGCUGAAGAGUGCAGAGACCGAGAAGGAGAUGGCUCAGAUGAAAGAAACAUUUGAAAAGACCAAAGAAGAUCUAACCAAAGCUCUGGCUAAAAAGAAAGAGCUGGAGGAGAAGAUGGUUUCUCUGCUCCAGGAGAAGAAUGACCUGCUGUUACAAGUGCAGUCUGAGGGAGAAAAUCUGGCCGAUGCAGAGGAGAGGUGUGAGGGGCUCAUUAAAGCCAAAAUCCAGCUGGAGGCAAAGCUCAAAGAGACUGCCGAGAGACUGGAGGAUGAGGAGGAGAUCAACGCAGAGCUGACUGCAAAGAAGAGAAAGCUGGAGGACGAGUGCUCCGAGUUAAAAAAGGACAUUGAUGACUUGGAGCUCACUCUGGCCAAAGUGGAAAAGGAGAAACAUGCCACAGAGAACAAGGUCAAGAACCUCACAGAGGAGAUGGCUUCUCAGGAUGAGACCAUUGCCAAACUGACCAAAGAGAAGAAGGCCCUCCAAGAGGCCCAUCAGCAGACCCUGGAUGACCUGCAGGCAGAGGAAGACAAAGUCAACACUCUGACGAAGGCCAAGACCAAGCUGGAGCAGCAAGUGGAUGAUCUUGAAGGUUCACUGGAGCAGGAGAAGAAGCUCCGCAUGGACCUGGAGCGAGCUAAGAGGAAGCUAGAAGGAGAUCUGAAACUGGCCCAGGAGUCCAUAAUGGAUCUGGAGAAUGACAAGCAGCAGUCUGAGGAGAAAAUUAAGAAGAAGGACUUUGAGAUGAGCCAACUUCUUAGUAAGAUUGAGGACGAGCAGUCUCUGGGAAUUCAGCUGCAGAAGAAGAUAAAGGAGCUUCAGGCUCGCAUUGAGGAGCUGGAGGAAGAGAUCGAAGCAGAGCGAGCCGCUCGGGCCAAAGUGGAGAAGCAGAGGUCUGACCUCUCCAGGGAGCUGGAGGAGAUCAGCGAGCGCCUGGAAGAAGCUGGAGGAGCAACUGCAGCUCAGAUCGAGAUGAGCAAGAAGCGCGAGACUGAGUUUCAGAAGCUGCGGCGGGAUCUCGAAGAGGCCACGCUGCAGCAUGAAGCCACGGCAGCAGCUCUCCGCAAGAAGCAGGCCGACAGCGUGGCUGAGCUGGGAGAGCAGAUCGACAACCUGCAGAGAGUCAAGCAGAAGCUGGAGAAAGAAAAGAGUGAAUACAAGAUGGAGAUCGAUGACCUCAGCAGCAACAUGGAGGCCAUUGCCAAAGCAAAAGCAAACCUGGAGAAAAUGUGCAGGACCUUAGAGGAUCAGCUGAGUGAGCUCAAAUCCAAGAACGAUGAAAAUGUCCGUCAACUGAAUGACAUCAGUGCACAAAAGGCUCGACUUCAGACUGAAAACGGAGAAUUUGGUCGUCAGCUGGAGGAGAAGGAGGCACUCGUGUCUCAGCUGACCAGAGGCAAGCAGGCUUUCACUCAGCAGAUUGAAGAGUUGAAGAGACACAUCGAGGAGGAAGUGAAGGCCAAGAACGCUCUGGCUCACGCUGUCCAGUCAGCUCGUCAUGACUGUGAUCUGCUCAGAGAGCAGUAUGAGGAGGAGCAGGAGGCUAAAGCUGAGCUGCAGCGCGCCAUGUCCAAGGCUAACAGUGAGGUGGCUCAAUGGAGAACCAAAUAUGAGACCGACGCUAUUCAGCGCACUGAGGAGCUGGAGGAGGCAAAGAAAAAGCUGGCUCAGCGUCUUCAGGAUGCAGAGGAGUCCAUCGAGGCCGUGAACGCAAAAUGCGCCUCUCUAGAAAAGACUAAACAGAGGCUGCAGGCGGAAGUGGAGGAUCUGAUGAUCGACGUGGAGAGAGCUAAUGCUCUGGCUGCCAGUCUGGACAAGAAGCAGAGAAACUUUGAUAAGGUUCUUGCAGAAUGGAAGCAGAAGUACGAGGAGAGCCAGGCAGAGCUGGAAGGAGCUCAGAAGGAGGCUCGCUCACUGAGCACUGAGCUGUUCAAAAUGAAGAACUCGUAUGAAGAAGCCUUGGACCAACUGGAAACACUGAAAAGGGAAAACAAAAACCUGCAACAGGAAAUCUCAGACCUGAGUGAACAACUUGGUGAGACUGGUAAGACAAUCCAUGAGCUGGAAAAGGGGAAGAAGACUGUGGAAAGUGAGAAGUCAGAGAUCCAGACUGCUCUGGAGGAGGCAGAGGCUACGCUGGAGCACGAGGAGUCCAAGAUUCUCCGCGUUCAGCUUGAACUCACCCAAGUCAAGAGUGAAAUCGACAGGAAACUUGCAGAGAAGGACGAGGAGAUCGAGCAGAUCAAGAGGAACAGCCAGAGGGUGAUCGAGUCCAUGCAGAGCUCUCUGGAUUCUGAGGUCAGGAGCAGGAACGACGCCUUGAGAAUCAAGAAGAAGAUGGAAGGAGACCUCAACGAGAUGGAAAUCCAACUCAGCCACGCCAACCGGCAGGCCGCUGAAGCCCAGAAACAGCUGAGAAAUGUGCAGGGACACCUCAAGGACACCCAGCUCCAUCUUGAUGAUGCCAUCAGAGGCCAAGACGACAUGAGAGAGCAGGUUGCAAUGGUGGAGCGCAGGAACAACCUGAUGAUGGCUGAGAUCGAGGAGCUGAGAGCUGCUCUGGAGCAGACUGAGAGGAGCCGCAAAGUGGCUGAGCAGGAGCUUGUUGAUGCCAGCGAGCGUGUGGGACUCCUGCACUCUCAGAACACCAGCCUCAUCAACACCAAGAAGAAGCUGGAGGGUGACCUGGUUCAGAUUCAAGGCGAGGUGGAAGAUGCCGUCCAGGAAGCAAGAAAUGCUGAGGACAAAGCAAAGAAGGCAAUCACCGACGCUGCCAUGAUGGCAGAAGAGCUGAAGAAGGAGCAGGACACCAGUGCUCAUUUGGAGAGGAUGAAGAAGAACCUGGAGUGAAGUUGAUUCUGAGCAGCGCAGAGGAGCGGAUGCAAUUAAAGGCGUUCGAAAAUAUGAAAGAAGAGUGAAGGAGCUCACCUACCAGACUGAGGAGGACAAGAAGAACGUUGUCAGACUUCAGGACCUGGUGGACAAACUGCAGUUGAAAGUGAAGGCCUACAAGCGACAGGCUGAGGAAGCUGAGGAACAGGCCAACACUCACCUGACCAGGUACAGGAAGGUGCAGCACGAACUGGAAGAAGCCCAGGAGCGUGCUGACAUCGCUGAGUCGCAAGUCAACAAAUUGAGGGCCAAGAGCCGGGAAAUCGGAAAAGCAAAGGAGUCGGAAGAAUGAGAAGAAAUGUUAAUAGGAGAUAAAAUGAGAAUCAUAAAAUAUGACUUUUCAUUGUAAACUCCUAAUAAAUUAUUUGAACCUAUAA